Molecule: messenger RNA, 1654 nt
Organism: Dufourea novaeangliae
Lineage: Eukaryota; Metazoa; Arthropoda; Insecta; Hymenoptera; Halictidae
Exons: 4
Coding region: 1-1602 (533 amino acids)
Source: RefSeq, a predicted model, not a curated record
AUGGUCAUAGGUGAUACCGUUGGACCGUAUCAGGGGAUGCUGGAACGCGGGAAAUUCUGUUCCAGUGCUGCGAUCGCAACGGCCUUGGCGGUUUCAGCCGGGAACAGCCCCCCUGACGUGGAUACGGUGAAGUUGGCCUUACACUUACCGAACGAGCGAUAUGCCUGCAAUCCGGACAGCCUAUACGCGGUGCCGAGGACCGAUCUACACGAAGCGGAAUGGAUAGAGCCUGACUCGAUAGACGCUGAGAUCUCGAGGUUCGUAGCCGGCUCGUCGACAACGACAACGACCACGCGGAAUAAUUCAAGAAGAUGCUGUCGGACCUCAACCAGCUCCGGCUAUUCCAGCCAUUCCCCGCCGUUGUCGGCUGGCUCGUACUCUUGCUACGCGUCCGCGGUCCCUGGCCAGGCAUUCUUUCGAACUGUACCCCUAACGAUGAAGGACCAGUUCGGCGGAGGGCUCGCUGUGAUACACGAGAGCGAGACGAUCCCACGUCCUAUCUGGCCGUCUGCGUUUCCUGGGCCCCGUGAACUGUAUCAAACCGAUGAGAAUCCUGAGUACGAUGCUUUAUACGCGUGUUGUGGAUGCGGUUGCGCGUACGCGUACUCGCAUUGCGACCGGGACUACGAGAAAUCGGCCGGUACGUCGGCCCGUGAUGUCCUUCUCGAGUUAUCCCGAACGCUGAACUCUGUGAUAGACGGGGAGACCGCGAUGACACCGGAGGAGAUCCUCCAAAGUAUUUCGCGGAAGGUCACCCAAGAAAUCGGUCUGAAGGGGGGGAUCUACGAGUACGUUUAUCAUCAUAAUUCCUCGUUUCUGCCCGGCAAGAAGUCGUUGCUGAACGAGACGAGCUCGUCCCUGUUGAGCUGCACCAAACGAACCACUACGUCGGGGAUCAAUCCGGUGAACUCGAAGCUGUAUACAAACACCAGACACUUUUACGUCCAUAAUCCGGCCUGGUACGCGUCUUUGUGCACCUGCGAGCACGCUCACCAGUUUUUCUCAUCGUCGUCGUCGUCGUCGAAGGGUGACGAACAACAAACGGGCACCAGGAACGAGACAGGAAAGAAAGAAAGCAUGUUUGCGGUGUUUCCGUUGGACGAUCACUGUACAGGAACGCUGAUCAGCCCAGCGUCCCAGAACGAUACGAACGUUUCCGAUUCGCGCGUCUGCAAAUGUUCGAACCGCCCGAGCCGCCAGGCCGCGCAGAACGCGUACGCGAAUCGUCGAAUCGGCUCGGAUCCGAAGGAGACGAUUGGUUUGAACGGGGAGAAACAGAAUCGUAAUAGACUCGUCCACGGUGAACCGGAAUACGCAACGCAGCUGGAGUGCAGUGACGGUGGCUCGUCCAGCGAGGGUAUGGUCGUCAGUUCCAGCAAGGGGGACUGGGACCAUCGUCUUCGGGGUUUCGCCGGUGAUUUGGAUUUCACGCUGGACGUAUCACGCGCCGAACGAUUGGGUCGAACGAUCGCAAAAGCGAAACGGAAACGACAAUGGUGCAGAGCUGUGACCGCCUUCUUCGGACUAGUCUUUUUCGUUUUAAGUGUCGUCAUUGUCUCGUUGUCUGUCACGAGGGGUCGUAAAGCAUUCGGAAGCAUGUGAGAGCCUUAUGGUCUUCCUGCAAACUACAGGCCAGAAACGAUGCAAAAUAUUC